Molecule: messenger RNA, 1776 nt
Organism: Zasmidium cellare ATCC 36951
Lineage: Eukaryota; Fungi; Ascomycota; Dothideomycetes; Mycosphaerellales; Mycosphaerellaceae
Exons: 3
Coding region: 1-1776 (591 amino acids)
Biological process (GO): glycerol catabolic process
Cellular component (GO): cytosol
Molecular function (GO): glycerone kinase activity; ATP binding
Source: RefSeq, a predicted model, not a curated record
AUGAGUACUAAGCAUUUCUUCCCCCAUAGCGAGGGUGUUGUCGUUCAAGGCUUGGACUCGCUGGUUGCUAGGAACAGCCAUCUCGCCCUCGAUGCUCCGAACAAAGUUGUCUAUUCGAAGACACACCAUCCUUCCAAGGUCACGGUGAUUUCAGGAGGAGGCAGUGGACAUGAGCCAGCAUGGAGCGGCUACGUAGGCGACGGUCUACUGGCAGCGGCGGUCAAUGGCGAGGUCUUUGCCAGUCCUUCCACGAAGCAAGUCAUGGCAGCAAUCAAGCACGUACCCUCAGAUGCCGGCAUCAUCCUCUGCAUUACGAACUACACUGGCGACAACCUGCACUUUGGCUUGGCAAGAGAGAAGGCUGCAGGAAUGGGAUACAACGUCGGGAUACUUCGAAUGACAGAUGAUGUUGCUUUGGGGAGGAAACAGACUGAGAACACCGGGAGGAGAGGGUUGGCUGCGAACAUGUUCGUUCUCAAGCUUUGUGGAAGUGCUGCAGAGGCUGGAUAUGACUACGACAAGUGCAUGAAGAUUGGCCUUUCGGUCAAUGCCAACGCAGUCACUGUUGGAUCGUCUUUGGACCAUUGCCAUAUCCCUGGACGAGAACACCAUCGAUCAGUUCCGCAAGACACGUAUGUGUUGGGAAUGGGCAUCCACAAUGAGCCAGGACUCCACGAGAUUUCACCCAUACCACCUGUUGAACAACUUGUUGGCGACAUGCUGAAAUACUGUCUGGACCCCAGCGACAAGGACCGAGCUUUCGUCGAGUUCAAGCAAGACGACGUAGUUGCUCUCUUGAUCAACAACUUUGGCGGCAUGUCAAACUUUGAGCUUGAGGCUCUCACGAGUGUUUCUCGAAAAGUUCUUGAGCGCGACUGGAAGAUUUCACCCAAACGAAUCUAUGCCCAAACUUUCGAAUCAUCUCUCAACGCUCCUGGCUGGUCUAUCUCAUUGCUCAACAUAUCAGGUAUUGAGCGGGAAACGAAGACGACGAUCAACACUCUCCUACCCUUGCUCGAUAUGGAGACAACAGCUCCCUCGUGGCCGCGAAACGGCUACAGAGAUAUUGAACCUGUAAAAGAGAAGGCGCAGUUGGCGAAUGAUGGAGGAGCGGAUGAGGUGGCCCAGAAAGGUCCCAAGGUAGAUCCAACGCUUUUGGACUCAGCCUUGAGGACAGCCUGCAACGCAGCGAUCAAGGCUGAACCUGACAUCACCAAGUGGGAUAUCCAGAUGGGAGAUGGAGAUUGCGGCGAAGCUGUCGUCGGCAUGUGUCAAGGUGUGUUGAAGAAGCUCGACGCUGGCCUGACCAAGGACGGCUCAUUCUUCCACAUUCUGGACGAAGUCGGUGAGGCAGUCGAGGAGAUUGGUGGAACGCUUGGUGCCAUCAUCAGCAUCAUCCUGGCAUCCUUCACAACGAAUCUGCGUCAGGCGUACUCGAAAAAUGAGAGCAGUUUCGCGAUAGACACGAAGAGCGCGAGCCAGGCAGCUGGGGCUGCGUUGAACAACCUGAUGGGCUAUACAAGUGCCAGAGUAGGUGGGAGGACAGUCAUGGAUACUCUGAUCCCCUUCUGCCAGACAUUGGAGAAGGAUGUCGAUUUGGCCAAGGCUGUGGAUGCUGCAGAGGAAGGUGCAAAUGGCACGUCUGGCAUGAAGGCGAAGUUUGGACGAGCAACGUACGUGGGAGACAAGGGCGAAGCUCAGGACAAGCCCCCAGAUCCAGGGGCUAUGGCUGCAGCAAUCUUCUUACGCGGGCUGUUGGACGGGAUGAAGAAGUGA